GUUGAUUUAGCUACACAAGAUACAAACUCGAGACAAGUCCUGAACAGUCUAAGAGCAGCCAGGUAGUGUAACCUGCACAAACGUCAGUUUAUAUGCAAAGCUAUGCCUGAGGAAACUAUGGACAAGACACAUAUGGUUACAUGCACGGCUCCUGUGAAUAUAGCUGUCAUUAAGUACUGGGGGAAGAGAAAUGAAGAGUUAAUUCUACCCAUUAACUCAUCUCUGAGCGUCACGCUGCAUCAGGACCAGUUGAAAACAACCACUACAGUUGCAACCAGCAGAUCAUUUGAGGAGGAUCGGAUAUGGCUCAAUGGCAAAGAAGAGGACAUAACCCAUCCGAGACUACAGUCCUGUCUGAGAGAGAUUCGACGACUAGCACGGAAGAGGCGGAAUGAUGGACACCCUGAUUUGGAUUCGACCGGUUUGUCACAUAAAGUCCACAUCUGCUCCGUUAACAACUUUCCCACUGCGGCUGGACUCGCCUCUUCAGCAGCUGGAUUCGCUUGUCUGGUGUACACGCUGGCUCGUGUGUUUGGCGUAGAAGGAGAGCUGUCUGGGAUUGCUCGUCAAGGCUCAGGCAGCGCAUGCCGCAGCAUGUAUGGGGGGUUUGUCCAGUGGAUCAUGGGAAAUAAAGACGAUGGGAAGGACAGUCUAGCCCAGCAGGUGGAGCCAGAGACUCAUUGGCCUGAGCUCAGAAUCCUUGUUUUAGUGGCUAGUGCAGAGCGGAAGCCGGUAGGCAGCACCUCUGGGAUGCAAACCAGUGUACAGACAAGCUGUCUGUUAAAGCACCGCGCUGAAUCUGUCGUCCCAGGCCGGAUGAACGAAAUGAUUGCAGCAGUCCGCAGAAAGGACUUCCCUGCCUUUGCUGAACUAACCAUGAAGGACAGCAACCAGUUUCAUGCCACUUGCCUUGACACGUACCCUCCCAUCUUCUACCUCAAUAGUGUCUCACAACAAGUCAUCAACUUGGUGCAUCGUUAUAACAGGCAUUACGGGGAGACACGGGUGGCCUACACUUUCGAUGCAGGGCCCAAUGCUGUGAUCUUCACUUUGAAGCAGCAUGUUCCUGAGUUUGUCCGAGUGGUUCAACAUUUCUUCCCCCCAGAGACCAACGGAGAACACUUUAUUAAGGGUCUUCCAGUCAACUGUGAACCUCUAUCCAAGGAGCUGAUACAGAGUAUUGGUCUCGAACCCAUGCCAAAGGGAAUAAACUACAUGAUUAGUACCAAGGCUGGACCAGGACCUUGCGUUGUUGAGGAUCCCACUCAGCACCUGCUUUUGUCUGAUGGCCUGCCCAAGAAGAUCAUGUGAUGCCCUGCAGCUCAAAGCUCUUGAGUUCUUCUGAGGAACAAUGAAGCCAGUUCAGCAAAUGUGUCAUUCAUAUGCAACUAGUUUACAAAUUCUACAAAUGACUACAAAUCCAGCGACCUUAUUUACAAUCAUGGAUACUAAUAUAGUUCCUUUCAAUAUCAAAUUCUUUUCAUUAAGGCUUAGUAUUCCCCUAUGUUGACCUCAUUUCUACAGGUAGGUGUACGUGAGCUCAACUCUCAGUUAGUAAAUAAACAGAUACUUAAGCCUCAAGCGAUACACGCGAGCUGUGAAAACAGUUCACGCCUGCAGCUGCCCUUGUGCUCUCUGACCUAUCUGAGCGAAUACGUGUUUAUAUGUGGUUUACAUCUUGUUAAAAUUUGGAAUCUACACAAUAUAGAUAUUUUUGUGAAUUUUAUUGCAUAAAAAUAAAAUAUAUUUUAAACCAGA
Mugil cephalus (flathead mullet) is the source of this 1758-nucleotide messenger RNA. It is a transcript of the gene mvda, whose product is annotated as mevalonate (diphospho) decarboxylase a. Gene Ontology annotation, molecular function: diphosphomevalonate decarboxylase activity; ATP binding. The record is from RefSeq and is a predicted model, not a curated record. The coding region runs from base 103 to 1311 and encodes 402 amino acids. Gene Ontology annotation, cellular component: cytosol. NCBI's taxonomy places the organism in Eukaryota, Metazoa, Chordata, Actinopteri, Mugiliformes, Mugilidae. The transcript is spliced from 10 exons. Gene Ontology annotation, biological process: isoprenoid biosynthetic process; isopentenyl diphosphate biosynthetic process, mevalonate pathway.